This is a messenger RNA of Durio zibethinus, 2766 nucleotides long. Its product is annotated as Phox (PX) domain-containing protein. Gene Ontology annotation, molecular function: phosphatidylinositol binding. Gene Ontology annotation, biological process: protein transport. The record is from RefSeq and is a predicted model, not a curated record. NCBI's taxonomy places the organism in Eukaryota, Viridiplantae, Streptophyta, Magnoliopsida, Malvales, Malvaceae.
UAAUAAAUAAAAUGAAAUUCCCAGGAUCCAAAAUUUCCAUCUGUCCCAAACCCAGAAACGUAGAAGAAAAGAAAAAGAGGGAGAACAAAAGCAGAGGAAUCCCAAUUCCAUUUAGAAACCGAAAAUCCUAAACCCAAAAAAAAGAUGAAUCUUUACGCGCACGAUCUGUCUUUAUUUGAUUUCGCUAACUUCUCUGAUAAUCCAAUAAUCGAUCAGGAGUCAUCAUUCGAUUUCUUAAUCUCACCUCAAAAUGAUUCUAAUGGCCGUGAUUAUGGUGAUGGUGAUGGUGAUGGUGAUGAUGAUAGAAAUAAAAGAGCUUCGGUGGCCAAUUGUAGGAGCCCACCAAGGCACCGCCACGACGGGACCUCGCCGUUGCCUUUGGGGAUGGACUGGUCUACACCUCCUCGGAAAUGGGAUGGGCAGGACACAGUAUGGCCUCAUGACCCUCAUACAGGGUGGAGUUACUGUGUUACAAUUCCUUCUUUUAUUCUUCUACCAGCAUCCGGAGGUUCAGACUCUGUUGUGUUUUACAGGGUUCAAGUUGGCAUUCAAUCACCAGAAGGCGUCACUACCACCCGGGGAAUAUUACGAAGAUUUAGUGAUUUCUUAAAGCUACUAACUGAACUUAAGAAGACAUUUCCCAAGAAAAAUCUGCCCCCAGCUCCUCCAAAGAGGAUUUUGAGGGUGAAAAACAGAACACUGUUGGAGGAGAGAAGGUGUUCUUUGGAGGAUUGGAUGGAAAAACUUUUAUCAGAUAUUGAUAUUUCCAGAAGCGCCUCAGUGGCUACAUUUCUUGAGCUAGAAGCUGCUGUGAGGUCUUCCUUUGACAAUAUAAAUCAAUCAGUUGCUGUUUCUUCUGUUAGUGGUGUGGUUACUUCAUUUCUGUCCAAGACCAACUCAGAUGUUUCCCCUAUAAUUUCUAGUUCAAUGGCAUCUGAUCAUGAUAAUGCUUCUUCUGAUGACAUAUCUGAGCUUGGAACACCAAGGCGAGAAAAAGAUAAUUCUGCUGAUCCUUCCAUGGAACCUUCAACUUCUGAACCAAAUUUGGUUGAACCCUUAGAAAAAAGUAUGAUCUAUGGCAUAUUUAACAAGAGCUUUAUUCCAGAAAACCUAGAAAAGUUUUCCAAGCGAAAAAUACGUUCUGUAAGAGAAACCAACAUUGCAGGAGAUAAACUUACAAAAAAUACUACUGAUAGUAGAUUUCUUCAUGGAGAUGGAGCAGAGCAUUUGCCUGAACUAGAGUAUUGCAAAAUGGAUGGCCAUGUUCGUAGAUUGUCAACAGAAAGCAUUGGAAGUGACUUAAGUUCUGUGAGAGCUAGUGAAAUAUCAAACUCAGUGAUAGCUAGUUUGUUUGGUGAUGGGUUACUUGACCUGCCUGAAAAUGCUGAAGCUCCUGAAACCUUGGAUUCUCUUAGCUCAGGUUUACAAUUCCAUAGAAAUUUGCUUGUCCUUUUCCUAUCAGAUGAGCGCCAUAAAUUAAAAAGGGUUCUUAAUACGCUGCAGAGGAGACUAGCUACUGCAGAAACAGACAUGGAAGAUCUUAUAGCUAGGUUGAAUCAAGAAGUUGCUGUUAGGCAAUUCCUCGCAACUAAGGUCAAGGAUUUGGAAGUGGAACUUGAAACCACUAGAGAGAAUUGUGAUGAAAACAUGCAGCAAGCAGUUUUGCUUGAAAGAGAAAGAUUUACUCAAAUGCAGUGGGAUGUAGAGGAACUUCGAAAGCAGUGUUUGGAGAUGGAAUUGAAGUUAAAGACUGAACAGGAUGAAAAGGCACUUGUUGAGUCAGCAAAUUUGUUAAUCAUGAAGGAAAACAAAAUGUUGCUGGAAGAGUUAGAUGUUGCUAGAGAAAAACUUGUGGACUUGCACAAACAUCAUGAGGAGUUAGAGGUGAAAUCAAAAGCAGAUGUAAAGCUCCUUGUUAAGGAGGUGAAAUCUCUUCGAACUUCUCAAUCCGAAUUGAAGCAAGAGCUUAGCCGUGUGAUGAAAGAAAAACUAGAAUUGGAGAGGGUUCUGCAGAAGGAAAAGCAAAAGAUGGAGCAUGCCAAUGCUGCAAAUACGAAACUGCUUCAUGAAUGUAAUCUUCUUCGUGAUCGGCUUCAAGAAUGUAGUGUUAAUUUCCUUAGUGAGGAGGAAGACAAAUUGAUUGUUGAUACUUCAUCCCCAUCUGAUGCUCUAGAUCUCUUGACAACUUCUGAUAACCGAAUCAGUCUACUUCUUGCUGAGCCACAGUUGCCAACAGCUGUUUGGUCUGUUGGUAUGGUGCCGGACUUUUAGUUCUAGUGACCAGAGAUCAAAUUUUGGCAACCUCAAGUAUCAAGCCACAGUUAAAUAGAAGAAAAGAAUUUCUUGGUUACAGGUGUAGAAUUAGGACUUAAAGGAGCCAUUUAACUUUCAAGAUACAAAAAAGUUUGGCUUGUUUUGAAUUGGAUCUGCUCAGAAGGUGGUGGAAUGAUUUUUCAUAAAAAAGGGGGUGGGGAUGGGGAUUGGGAUUGCACUCUUAGUACCGUAACUAUGGGGAUGUGUCAAUUUCAGUGUUUUCUAUCAAAUAGUAAUGCUUUUUGUUUUCUUUUUGUGGUGCAAUCACUAUCUUCUUCUUUCAUAAACUGUCUAGUGUGAUCGUCUCACCAGCUAAGUUUGUACAGUUUAUUUGUACUUCUUUGAAUCCCUUCAUGAAUUGGUUUGCAUGUUGACGUGUAUAUUCUUCUCUAUAGCCGCAUCCUCGAAUUCUUUGAAAUCAAACAGUAUUUUAGUGCUGACUUAUUUACGCAU